Molecule: messenger RNA, 3671 nt
Organism: Tupaia belangeri chinensis (Chinese tree shrew)
Lineage: Eukaryota; Metazoa; Chordata; Mammalia; Scandentia; Tupaiidae
Gene: LAMP2
Product: lysosome associated membrane protein 2
Exons: 9
Coding region: 132-1367 (411 amino acids)
Biological process (GO): protein targeting to lysosome involved in chaperone-mediated autophagy; autophagosome maturation; cellular response to starvation
Cellular component (GO): plasma membrane; autophagosome membrane; late endosome membrane
Source: RefSeq, a predicted model, not a curated record
GAAGUGCCGAUUCCUGGCUUUUGCAGCGUCGUGGUCGGUGGUCAGCGGUGCUCUCGUCCCAGGGCCAGCGAGCCUUUCCCUCGGUCGUGCUGCUCUCCCGCCGCCGCCGCUGCCUCCUGCGCUGCGGGAUCAUGGUGUGCUUCCGUUUCUCUACGGUUCCGGGCUCGGGGCUCGUUCUGCUCUGCCUCAUCUUGGGGGCUGUCCGGUCUUAUCCACUGGAACUUAAUUUGACAGAUUCAGAAAAAAACAUUUGCCUUUAUGCGAAAUGGCAGAUGAACUUCACAAUAGUCUAUGAAACUACAAACAAUACUACUAAAACUGUAUCCAUUUCGGAUCUUCGCCCUGUGACAUAUGAUGGAAGCAUUUGUGGGAACGACCAGAAUGGUACCAAAAUAGCAGUGCAGUUUAGAUCUGGUUUUUCUUGGACUGUCAGUUUUACCAAAGAGGCUUCUACUUACUCAAUUGGUAGCAUCUUAUUUUCCUACAACAUGAGUGAUAGCACAACAUUUCCUGAUGCGAAAGAGAAAGGAAUUGUUACUGUUAAUGACUCUGUGGCAAUCAAAAUUCCAUUAGAUGAUAUUUUCAGAUGCAACAGUUUAUCGGUUUUAAAAGAGAAUAAUGUUCUCCAAUACUUUUGGGAUGUUCAUAUACAACCUUUUGUCCAAAAUGGCACAGUGAGCACAAAAGAGUUUGUAUGUGAUGAAGACAAAACUCCAACAACACUGGCACCCAUCAUUCAUACCACUGCGCCAUCUCCUACUACAACACCCGCUGCAAAGGAAAAACCAGAGGUCGGGAACUACUCGGUUAAUAACGGCAAUGGUACUUGUCUGCUGGCUAGCAUGGGGCUGCAGCUGAACAUCACUCAGGAUAAGGUUGCUUCGGUUAUCAACAUCAACCCCAAUACAACUGACUUCACUGGCAACUGCCACACUGAAACCGCACUACUGAGGCUGAAUAGUAGCACCAUUAGAUAUCUUGACUUUGUCUUUGCUGUGAAAAAUGAAAACCGAUUCUAUCUGAAGGAAGUGAACAUCAGCAUGCGUUUGGUUAAUGGCUCAGUUUUCAGUAUUGCAAACAAUAAUCUUAGCUACUGGGAUGCCCCCCUGGGAAGUUCUUACAUGUGCAACAAAGAGCAGACGGUUUCAGUGUCUGGAACAUUUCAGAUAAACACUUUCGAUCUAAGGGUUCAGCCUUUCAGUGUGAAAGAAGGAAAGUAUUCUACAGCCCAGGAGUGUUCGCUGGAUGAUGACACCAUUCUAAUACCAAUUAUAGUUGGUGCUGGUCUUUCAGGCUUGAUUAUCGUUAUAGUGAUUGCUUACCUAAUUGGCAGAAGAAAAAGUUAUGCUGGAUAUCAGACUCUGUAACACUAAUCUCUGUGUGGUCUCUGUUACAAAAUAAUAAAGCAAGUAUAAGUUCCAACAAGCAAUACUGUCCCACUUAAGGUAUAUUUAGUUGCAGUCCUGCUCUUAGAAUGGGUAGUAUGGGGGAUUUUGAGCCUAAACAGAAACACCCCCCAAAAAAACUAUCAAUAUAAACUGUAGAUUAGUCACAUGCUUUUGGUUUGCCAACCAAGAAAUUUAAAACUCUUAUUUCCAUAGCAAAAGACUUGUGCAAAAUCACCUGGAUUAUAAAUUCUAUUUUACUGUCUUGAAUUACUAUUGUACUUCAAUAUUUUCCCUUCACAUAUUCUGAUAAAUAUACAGUCUAGGGGAAAAAAAAAACAUUUUUAAAGAGAGAUUUUUUUUUUUUUCUUGCAUGUAGUCAAGCUGGGACGACACAUUCUGCAAUGGGUUUUGUACUUGCUCCUUUUGCGUUUUUGCAACUUUAUUUGCAGGUUAACUUAGCUACUUUGGCUGCAUAUUUGACCUAUGAGAGAUACGCUAGUAGAUUUGAACAGGACCUCCAUAGUGUUAUGUUCUUAGCAGUGAAUGCUUUUCUAAUACUUUUUGAAUACUUGGCAUUUAAUGGGGUGUAAAGACAAAAGAUAUGAAUGCUUUUUAAAUUUCAGCAUAGGUGUUAAUCUUACUAUUUAAUCCUUUUCAAAACUGGGUAUUUCUGUCUUUUAAAAUUGCAAGAUACAAGGCUAUUCUGACUGGGCAUUUUAAUCCAUUGUUUCAGGUGCUUCCGAGAUAAUUGUUUGGCAGUGCCAAUUGAGGGCAUUAGUCUUUUGUACCCGUAAAUUGGCCUCCACAUGUAGUACUAAAAGUAAAACAGAGUUCUCUUUAGCCUUCCAGUUUUCCUGUUGGUGGUAAUGUGUUUCAUUCUUUUCUUUUUCUUAAAAAAGGAAUGCCAGUAUGUUCUAGAACCCAGAUGAAGAAGUGCACUUACAGUUAGAUAAUAACUCACACCUAACCCAAAAGUCUUGCGCUUCUCUUAGACCAUUCAAACGUUGUUCUUGGUUUCCAACUUGCAUUGAUUGAUCCAACAGUUACUAAUUUGGCUUUCACAUUUAAACAGUUCUAUGUGAAUCAAACCUUACAUUGUUACUGUUCCUUAAGAUAGAAUCAUCAUUCGUUCAUUUGCUUUGUAUUUAGUUUUGUGCUAUGAGAGGUGUACCAGUUGUCCAUUCAUGGUGUACCACCUCAUAUGUACACAAGACAGGGAAACAUUUCAGCUUCAUAGUGAACACAUGAAGUAGUUCUUACUGCUUCUAGGUGGUCUUUUUUUUUCCGUAUUAGAAUGGCUGAAUAAAUAUUUAAAAAUUCCUAAUUUGCAGCCACAUAUGGAAGGUUUCUAUGUCCCUCACCCCCAACCCCUGACUAGGAAUUAUGUGCUUCCCAUUCACUAGACAGUGAAGAAAUACCCAGGCUCCAAAAUACUGAUAUUGAAUGCAUUACUGUACACACACACACACACACGCACGCGCGCACAGUCACACAUAUUUAGGAAGUUGCAUACUAGCAUGUGUAUGUCUAUAACUGUCUUUCAAGUCAUAUUAGAGUGAUAAGGAUUUCGUCUCAAUUCAAUUUUCUCUCUGUUCAGUCUAAAACCUUAUUGGCUCAGAAUCAGAUUCCUGACUAACCCCUCUCUUAGAGCUAUGUUGAGCUGUGUUGCCAGCUUGAAAUACUUACUAAGGACUGAAUAUAAACCUGACUUUGAAAAAUUAUUUUUCAUUUAAACUGGGUUUUAGUAUAAGAAUGGAUAAAACUUAAAAGCAUGUGGGUCUUAGAUAUUUCUCAUGCGUCAAAACAAAGCAGCUUUUUAAAAAAUAAUAAAAGUUGAAAGCACAAGUGGGUGACACUGGCUUAAUGCUGUUAAUGUUUCUAAAAGUUUCUACAUUUAGAUGAUAUAUAUACCUGAUUCAUAUUAAAAUACCUCUAAUAAGCACUGUUUUCUAGAAACUCUGACUUCAGUGAAUAUUUCUGUAUUUUACAUGGGCCAGUUUAUAUCCUGCUAUUUAGACUAUGAUUUGCUAUAGCCACAUAUACUUUGUACCUUUGGUAGUUUUGUUUUACCAAGCUUACACCUUGAUGGUAGAUUCUAUUUGGUUUUGGGUGUUUUUCCUGUUUGAGCAUUUGUAUACAGAAACUGGCCCAAGUAAAUACUUUCCGUGUUUUUUCUUCAAAUGUUUAAACCACUAGUUGAUGUAUGGUGUUUCUCUUUAGAUAUUUGCCUGUCUGUUUGCUCAACUUUGCUUCUAAAACAAUAAAGAUUCUUUUAUUUCUUAA